AUGUUUUCGCCUAGCUGUACACCAGUAUAUCAUACAUUGAGGACGACCAGCAGAACACAACAUCCGCCGCAAAGGUCACAUGUCAGAGGUUUCGCGGAUGUAUCGAGUGCAAGUCGUCCACUCGAGCCGGACGGAAGGGAAAGAGUGGUCAUCUUAGGCAGCGGAUGGGGUGGUUACGUUCUUGCCCGGAAGCUCGAUCCCAAGAAGUACAGAGCCAUCGUCAUUAGUCCAAGAUCGUACUUUGUAUUCACGCCACUACUCAACGACAGCGCCGUCGGCACGCUCGAGUUCCGCAACGUGCUCGAAUCCAUCCGCAAACGCAACACGUCCAUCUCCUUCCUACAAGGCUGGGCGGACGACGUCAACUUCGCCGACAAGACCAUCACCGUUGAACCCAACGUCCUCGACCAGAACGUCGGCAAGGCUCUCGUUGGCGGCGGCCCACCCGACAAGCGUGUCCAUGUGCCCGCCGAUACCUUUCAGCUCGGCGGCGCGGCACAGCCGGGCGGGACAGGCGAGACGAAAGUCCCGACCUUCCCUACCUUCAACACGCCCGGCGUGCGCGAGAACGCGCUCUUCCUCAAGGACGUCAACGAUGCCCGCCGCAUCCGACGGCGCAUUCUCGACCUGUUCGAACUCGCUCGCCUACCAUUCAUUCCCGAAGAUACGAAACGACAUCUGCUACACUUCGCAAUCGUUGGCGGUGGGCCAACAGGGAUGGAAUUCGCCGCCUCCCUCUCCGACUUAAUCGAGCAGGACCUCUCGCGGAUCUUUCCCACCGAAAUGCGAUACGUGCGCAUUUCCCUCUAUGAUGUCGCGCCAAAAGUCCUCCCCAUGUUCGACGCCACUCUUGCGGACUACGCCGUCCGUCAGUACCAGCGGCGGAAUAUUGAGAUCAAGACCUCCCACCAAGUCCUAUCCCUUCGCAAAGGCAUGCCCAAUGAUGCCGAAGCCCGUGACCACCAAGACCUACAAGCCAAGCACCGCGUGUACACCAUCGAAACAGCCCAGGAGGGCGAUGUAGGUAUUGGAAUGUGUGUCUGGAGUACUGGGAACAUGGCCAACCCGUUCGUCGCGAAGACGCUAGACAGCGUGCGGCGCUAUCCCACCAACUCGGCGUCGAUCCUCGAAGGCAGCGACGUUCCCUCACCGCGCGCUAGGCAGUGGAUGGUUCAACGCGACCACAAGACGGGAUUGAUCUUAGUAGACGACCACUUCCGCGUACAGCUUGAGACGCAAACCCGAAGUUCGGCUAGCGAGAACACGAGCACGAGCAACCACAAUGGUGAAGAAGCUUACGGCGAGUCUCUCGACCGCAACACCACCAAAGCCCGCGCCACCAUGACCGACGUCUUCGCCAUCGGCGACACAACGAUCAUGAAGACAGGCCGGCUGCCAGGCACGGCGCAGGUCGCGAACCAGCAGGCUUUGUGGCUGGGUAAUGCCUUGAACAAGUCGUAUCGUGGUCAGCCCUCGUCAUCGGAUAAGGCGUUUGAGGCGGCCAAGGGCUUUGGCUUUCGCGAUUUGGGUGUGAUGACAUAUCUGGGUGGAAGCCGGGCGGUUUUGCAAGGCGGCGGGCAGGAGGUGAAUAAGGGCAGUGGCGCGAGGGGCUUGAAAGGGUGGAUCGCGUAUCUUGUGUGGAGAGGGGCUUACCUGACCAUGACGUUGAGUUGGAGGAAUAAGUUUCUGGUGCCGGUGCAGUGGGUUGCGGUGAAGUUGUUUGGGAGGGAUGUCUCGAGGUUUUAG
Molecule: messenger RNA, 1746 nt
Organism: Cyphellophora attinorum
Lineage: Eukaryota; Fungi; Ascomycota; Eurotiomycetes; Chaetothyriales; Cyphellophoraceae
Product: External alternative NAD(P)H-ubiquinone oxido B1, mitochondrial
Exons: 2
Coding region: 1-1746 (581 amino acids)
Molecular function (GO): NADH dehydrogenase activity
Source: RefSeq, a predicted model, not a curated record